Molecule: messenger RNA, 876 nt
Organism: Linderina pennispora
Lineage: Eukaryota; Fungi; Kickxellomycota; Kickxellomycetes; Kickxellales; Kickxellaceae
Exons: 3
Coding region: 101-616 (171 amino acids)
Biological process (GO): tubulin complex assembly; microtubule cytoskeleton organization; post-chaperonin tubulin folding pathway
Molecular function (GO): beta-tubulin binding; GTPase activator activity
Source: RefSeq, a predicted model, not a curated record
UUAGGCGCUGAGGGCCGUGGCUUUUGGCGUCCCAGCACGGCUCCUAGAUGACUUUGGCGCCAACCUGACGCUCUUGGCGCUCUGCAGGUGCAUCGGAUCAAUGUGCCGAGCGCAUCAGCUGCUGCGCAUGCAGAAUGACAAGCGUCUGUUUGACAUCUUUGUCAAGGCCUUCACUGUCUGCUCUGACCACCAGCUGCUUGUGCCGGAAUUUACCUCAUUCGUCGAGGCAUUUGGGCUGACCGAUGCGCAGCACACGCGGGUGGCGGAGCUGACCAGGGUCGAGCGGUCAGGUAGCUCGCGCGAGGGCUUUGUUCUCGCACUCGGAGCACUCGCGAGGGAUCACAGCUUUGCAGUUUUGUGCGAAUUGAUAACCGAUGGGCUGCUGGAUUGCACUGUGGACAAUCGCGGCGAUGUCGGGUCCUGGGUGCGCAAGGAGUGUCUCACUACCCUCAACCAGAUAUUCGCGAGCGAUGCGUCAGCGCUGGCCCAGCUCAGCGACAACGACCUUGUCACCAGGCUGUUUGCAAGGCCGCUGCAGGCGGCAACAGAGAGAAUCGACAAGCUCCGGGCGGCCGCGGGAGAAUUGAUUGAGACGCUGCUGGCAAGUUUGCAGUAAGCGCAGUAGCGGAAUAUACCUGAAAUGCUGCCAGCAGAGGCAGAGGCAGAGCAGAGGCAGAGGCAGAGGCAGAGGCAGAGGCAGUUGACGGUGCUGCUACUGCUUCUCCAGCUACGCCCUCUGGAUGGGGCGUGGAUAGCAUUGUUGCUGAGCUGACGCGACUACUGCUGACUGACCGGAAGACCAGUAAGCUCAUCAACCCAGGCAUUGAUAGUGGCCGACCAGCUCAUCGAGCAAGGGGCAUUGAUGAGCGCAUCCCC